Mytilus trossulus (common blue mussel) is the source of this 1074-nucleotide messenger RNA. RefSeq lists its product as uncharacterized. The record is from RefSeq and is a predicted model, not a curated record. The transcript has 4 exons. The coding region runs from base 166 to 1074 and encodes 302 amino acids. NCBI's taxonomy places the organism in Eukaryota, Metazoa, Mollusca, Bivalvia, Mytilida, Mytilidae.
CCUUGACCUUGUUGACUAGUAGAUGAUUUUAAAACGGUGAUCGGGAAAUUCAGCUGGAAGGAAGGACACGUCAUGCACGUCAUGGUUACAAUGGUAGGUAGACAUGAUAGAUGUAAAAAUGGACAAAAAUGCACCUAACAGAUCAAAAUUUGUAAUUCAUCAGUAAUGGCAAGUUCAUCUUCCUUAGCAGUACCUGGGUCAUGCCUGACAAAUUAUGCAAGAAUAGGCCAUGCAGCACAACAGCUCUUUCCUGAUAUUCUCCAGGAGCUUAUUACAAUUAAAGAACCUCCUCAUAGGUUAUCACAUGAUGUCAACACAAACAAGGACCUGUCAAAAAUAUUAAGAUCCGAUGAAUUAUUAUUGAUAAACAAUGUUGCGACAAAGGGAUAUUCAAACUUUGACAUACCAUUUGUUUACAAAUUGAUAAGAGGUUUGAAUCUGGUACCUCCACCUACAAAAAGAUGGAGCCAUCCUACUGCUCCCUGCUCAACAGAGGUCACACCAGGAGAUGACAUUGAAAGAAUUAGAAGAUUCAGAAACGAAACUCUUCACAGAGGUAAUGCACAAGUCACAGAUACAGAAUUAUCUCAGAUCUUUACACAGUUUAAGGAGAUUGCUGGUAGACUAGAGACCUACAUGGGAAAACAAACAGGAGAGUUUGUAGACAAGUUUGUGGAUUUAGAAACGUGUUGUAUGGAUGAGGAAACAAGUACCAUGUAUAUAGAGAGGCUUAAUAGGUUAAAGAAAAGUGAUGAAGAUUGUAAAAAAAGAUUGAGUGCACUUGAAGAAGAUGUUGACGCAUUGAAAGAGAAAAAUUCAUUGACUACUCAUUUACUUGAUACCAUGGCAACAGAAAUACCCAGUGAAGAAUCAAAUUAUAUAAAGAUAAGUCUUCUUAUACUAAAAAUCUCACAACGUGCAGUUCGACUCAAGUUUGAUACAGAGUUCCAUCCUGACCGCUUACAAGAAACUCUCAACAGAAGUAGUGGCAAACUGAGAGAACUUCAAAGGACGAACAGAAUAAAUCAGCUCCAGUGGACAUUGUUAUUUCCUUCAAAAGGCUUUGGACUUUGA